UGAUGUCACCACAUUGUAACGCACAUCCUCGCUGGAGCCACAUCAGUGUUCAGACGGCGACUGGAAACUUCACGCGCAACAUUUCCUUUCUUCAGUUUGAAGAGCUUGUUUUUUUCGUACUGAAAUUAACUUUUUGUUCUAGAAACAGACAAUAGUUCACACAUCAUGGAAAUCCAAACUAUCUUGUUUUUAACUCUAACUGCGCAGACAUGCACUGCCAUCUUUAACGUUAGUGCUGAACACCAUUUAUCUGAUACUGCAGUAACUGUUAAUCCAGUUUAUCCGGAUCAUGAGAAACCCAGAACAGCCCCAUCUGGACGCAGUUUUUCUGUUAAUCGUGCCUAUAUAACCCAAACCGAUGAGCCGAUUGACUACAAUAUGGAUGAGACAUCACCCAACUCUUCCUCAAGUUCAAAUAAAACCCGUAAAGAGAUCGUUUUUUUAAGUUUUGCCGGACGGUCUAACUAUAAAGAUGGACAUCCAUGUAACGUCACUGAUCUGAAUGCUGCAAAAUGCAACCGGACCACAUUCCUGGAGAUAUUCAGCAUCUCACACGAGGCUGUUCUCUUCCUCAAAGGCUUGAUGGUCACACGCAUCAUGCCCUCGUUCUACAUCUUGGUCGUCCUCAUUAGUUUUCCCCUGAACGCUUUGGCCUUGGUGACUUUCACCUGUAAGAUUCGAGUGAAAAAACCAGCCGUGAUCUACAUGUCUAACCUGGCGUGUGUGGACCUGCUCUUCACCCUGCUGCUGCCUCUGAAGAUCCACUACCAGCUGAACGCUUCAAAUUGGGUGUUCGGUGAGGUGGCGUGUCGUGUGCUCAGUGCUGCUUACUACUGCAACAUGUACUGCUCCAUACUGCUGAUGAUGUGCAUGAGUGUGGACAGACUGCUGGCCGUGGCGCUUCCCAUCGCCUCUCUAACCUGGAGGAGUGCGAGGAAAGCCACAUGUGUGUGUGUGCUGGUCUGGCUGCUGGCGCUCGCUGGGACGGUGCCACUUCUCUCAAUGACACAAACACUCAAGAUUAAUGAUGUGGGCGUCACCUGCCACGACGCGCUUUUCCAUGACGACCCUACAGAUCAGCUAUACCUGUACCUGUUCUCCAUCCUCUCUUCCCUCUACUACUUUGUGCCACUCAUUGUCACCUUAGUGAGCUACUUUAUCAUAAUACAUGUGCUCAGUGGCAAGUCUAAUCGAUUAGCAAAACCAUCAUCACGCUCAGACAACCGAAGGAGAGCUGUGAUUACGGUUAUCACCGUGCUGAUUGAGUUUGUAGUGUGUUUUGCACCAACCAAUGGCAUCCUGUUGUAUCACUGUGUUCUUUUAGCUACUGGAGGAAACAAAGGGGAGGGAGAUUCAUCAUAUGCUGCUUACCUGUUGGCUGUGUGUUUGGGGAGCGCAAGUGUUUUCCUGGACCCUCUACUGUACUACUAUGGCUCAUCUCAGUGCAGACAGCAGAUCAGAUCUGUGUUUUGUUGCAGAAGAGCUGUAACUAAACCAUCAAAAACGAACACUCAGACAGGAUCCUCUUUCAUAACUUGUGAGUAUAGUCGGGCUAGUGUUAGUGUAAAGACUUGAGUUAUUCAGAAAAUUGUUUUAACUUUUUUUUCAACAACUGUAUACUUUUUUAUACUGUCUGUUCCUCAUUAUGCCACUGACAGAAAAUUGAAUCUGAAACAGUCCUGGUUCAUUAUAAAGCAGGAUCAAUUUCCCUUCCGGUGUUAAAAGUCCAGCGCUGAUGUUGACAAAUUGAACCAGGCUAAACACAUCACCAAGGGACUCCAUUUCCUGUUGUUGACUCAAUGUGUAUCAGAAACAUGGUGAGAGUGAAAGCAUUUUUUUUUUUUUUUUUUUACAUUUUCCACUUUCAGAUCUCCAGGGAAUGUGAUUUGAUUUCUAAAAUGAAUUGUUAAACACAAAAGAAUAUCUGAAAGUCAAUGGGGACCAGCAACCGUUUGGUUACAUACAUUCUCCAAAAUAUCUAUUUUUUGAAUUAAAAAAAAAACAAAGAAACAACUUGAGGGCGAAUACAUUUUUAAAUAAUAAAUAAUUUUUAUUUUUCAUAAAUAAUAAAUAAUUUUCAUUUUUCAUUAAUAAUAAAUAGUUUUCAUUCCGUUAACUAUCCCUGUUAGUCUAAAACACGACAGAACAUUGAAUACCAGCACUUUCAACAAAUGGGCUAUUAUUUGAAACAUUUAUUUGAUAGUUUUACAUCUAUUUUAUUGCAAGCAAAUUAAUACUUGAGCAUUUAAAAUGAAAAUAUAAAAAACAGAUCAUAUAAUAUAUUCAUCUUUUAUUAUUUUGUCAACAUAAUAAACAUCAUUAUUUUUAAGCACCUACUUCACUUAAAUCAAAGAAGUUUUUACACACGCACACACACAUUUACAAUAUAGGGGCUAGUUGUCAAACAAGCUUAUUUAAUUUUUUAUAUAUAUAUUAUUUUCUCAAAUUCUUUAUUCUGUUCUCAAAACUGUCUUGUCAAUGAAGUAUUGUGUGAAAUAUUAUUUGAAGUAAAAUUAAGGUGUAGAAACUUGCUCUAUGGUCUCCCCUAUGUAAUAUUGUAUUAGUGAAAUCUCUAUUGUGCAUAAUGUACGUUUCUCAGUUCGUUGUUGCAAAAGUGAAAUGAUACAACCUCCUCAUACAGUGGAGGUGUAAUAAGGUUGCUUAUAGUCAUUUUUCCCUGUUGCAUUAUAUGAAUCUCUUGUACAGAUAAGCAUAAAUUCCCUAUUCCAGAGAGAUAACUAUUCUCAAAUCUGAAUGUUAUAUUAAUGUGCUAAUAAACUACUGUUUUUCAUUAUAUAAUACAUUGUUAAAUAUGUA
Pimephales promelas (fathead minnow) is the source of this 2817-nucleotide messenger RNA. Its product is annotated as proteinase-activated receptor 1. The record is from RefSeq and is a predicted model, not a curated record. Lineage: Eukaryota; Metazoa; Chordata; Actinopteri; Cypriniformes; Leuciscidae. Gene Ontology annotation, biological process: positive regulation of Rho protein signal transduction; blood coagulation; positive regulation of blood coagulation. Gene Ontology annotation, molecular function: thrombin-activated receptor activity. Gene Ontology annotation, cellular component: plasma membrane.